This is a messenger RNA of Portunus trituberculatus (swimming crab), 2123 nucleotides long. RefSeq names its product glycine cleavage system H protein-like (gene ppl). The record is from RefSeq and is a predicted model, not a curated record. The coding region runs from base 75 to 578 and encodes 167 amino acids. Gene Ontology annotation, biological process: protein lipoylation; glycine decarboxylation via glycine cleavage system. Gene Ontology annotation, cellular component: mitochondrion; cytoplasm; glycine cleavage complex. The transcript is spliced from 5 exons. NCBI's taxonomy places the organism in Eukaryota, Metazoa, Arthropoda, Malacostraca, Decapoda, Portunidae.
GAGUUGCAGUGCAGCAGCUGGGCGCGAGUCGUGUUGGCCGGCACACGACGGUCAGUGUGUGCAGGGACUUCACAAUGGCUAGGGUACUGCUCAGCACCGUGCGCUCCUAUACUCUCAAACUCUCCGCAUUGCAGCUUCCAAGGAGCACCUGUGUCUGGAAGAACACUGCCAAACAUUUCAGCACCACACACCGCCAGUUGUCAAAUUACAAGUACACAGAGAAGCAUGAGUGGGUGGCUGUUGAUGGCAAUAUUGGCACCAUUGGGAUUACAAAUUAUGCUCAGGAAGCUUUGGGAGACAUAGUCUAUGCCCAACUACCAGAGGUGGAGACCCAGUAUGAACAAAUGGAGGAGUGUGGUGCCUUGGAGAGUGUGAAGGCUGCCAGUGAGCUGUAUUGUCCAGUGUCAGGGAAGGUCACUGAGAUCAACACAGCUGUGGAGGACCAGCCGUCACUCAUAAACAAGAGCUGCUAUGAUGAAGGUUGGUUAUUUAAGUUGGAAUUGACAGCUCCAUCAGAAAUUGAUGAACUGAUGGAUGAAGCAGCUUAUGAAAAGUUCUUGAAGGACAGUGAAGAGUAAGAGCAGCAAACAAGCAAGGCACAAGAGCAGCACCUACUACCAAGCCACUGGGCAUGGGGCACUCAUGGUAGGCAGGACAUGUACAGUAGAUACACUCCACUUGUAUCAUAUUUAUAUAUGUAUACAUAUGUUCAGUUUACACAACUAUGUUACUAAACUGGACAUCUUUCACUUUUAUACCACAAUAAAACCACAUAAUUAGAAUGGUCUUUUAAGUAAUGGACUACAUGCUUAGAAGAGUCAGCCACAUCACAUAUUUGUUGAAAGUAAAAUUAAAUUUUUUUUUCCAGAUGAUGUUCCUUCUUUUGUCAAAUAUUCACUCAACAUCUUUGAAGUAUCUGCGGGUUUGUUUGAUGUGUAGCUGUGGGAAUGUCUUCAUUUAUCUUUUGGUUAUUUCCAUUCUGCUCUUAUGUGAUCCCAUCAAAGAGAUGCAUUGUAUCAAACAGAUUUCCUGUUGUGGGUAAGGGAAAUCCUGUUUUUUAUGGUUUGUAAAUGUAUAGAAAUUAUGAUGAAAAGAUUAUUUCUGCUUCAUUAUAAUUCAUUUUCUUUUGAUAAAUAUCUACUAGCUACUAAUGCUGCUGGUAUUUCCAUCCUAUUAGAAAAACUGUUACCUUAUUUCUUAUGAGUGACACACUGAAUAAUAGCUAUCUUCAUUUCCUGAAUAUCUAUUUUGCAGUAUGAGUAUGGUCUUUAGCUACAUCAUGUCACAUAGAUGUACAUACUCUGUCAAGUGCAUGCCUUGGUUUGAUGUGCAGGACAAACACAAAAGAGUGAAAUUCAAGCACAUUUGAAUACUCUCAGUACAUAGCAAACACUUGAACAAAUUAAGCAGUGUUGUUCCAAAGGUACAUAAACUUGUGAUUCUCUUCACUCUUACCUACUUGAUCACAUGAGGAAACAUGUGAAUCAUCAUUGUUAUGAAUUGCAGCUCAAAUAAGGUGAGUGGGUUGCCUUAAGCUGUAGUGUACCAUUAUCUUGUUGACCUGCCGUGUAAGGCUCACCUUUGUGUUGUUUGGUGGUGUUGGUGCAAUUUCUGUGUUGAUGGUUUUCAAGUAUAUUAAAAUUUGUAGAGAUUUAAUACAAUUCAACAGGAACUUUUUUUUGUAUAUAAUGGGUUAUUUUGUUUUGUUUUAUUAUAAUUAUUUUUUGCACUAGUUGUUGAUACACUGGAAAUGACAGUGACAACAUUUCAAAAUGUUUUACUGGCAUGUCAGUUGCAUUUAAAUGUUAGUAAUACUCUGUAGCUAGUGCACCUUGCACAUGAAUAAGAAAAGCAGUAAACAUUGAUUGACAGGACAAUGACUUGACAAAUGUGGGCUUUAUUGUGGAAAUGAGAUGUCAUAUUUUUAUGAAUGUGAUAUACAGAUAGGACCCAUUACUGGUGUUAUCUUCAUUGUGGAUCAUUACCAAGAGUUAUCUGAAAUCCUCAAAACAGUGUUACACCACCAUCACAUUCCCUCUUUGUUAUCACAUGGUAGUUAAGCUGUAAUCAUAAUCUACGAAGAUACUCUGCUGCAACAUUUAUUUAAAGGGUUUCUGUAAUUG